AUGCCUCCUGCCGACACCAAGAAGGCAGAGGACCCUGCCAAGAAGCAGGGUCCGCCCAAGCUGUCAGAUGUCAAAGAUAUCAUCGAUGAGAGCACCUUUGAGCAGAUCCUCGAGAUGGAUGAUGAGGACGACCGUGAUUUCAGCAAGGGCAUUGUCUAUGGUUUCUUUGACCAGGCUAAGUCCACAUUUAAGAAAAUGGAGGAUGAACUGUAUGUGUUGUGUUAUCCUCUUUUUUCUGAAAUCACCUCUAACUCGCCCAACAGGAAGAAAAAGAACCUUAAGGAACUUUCUUCUCUCGGCCACUUUCUCAAGGGCUCAUCUGCUACCCUGGGCCUGACCAAGGUCAAGGAUUCCUGUGAGAAGAUCCAACACUACGGCGCCGGCAAGGACGAGGCCGGAGUCGUCGACGAGCCCGACAAUGAGGUCUCCCUGAAGCACAUCCAGUCCACUCUCACAGAUGUCAAGGCCGAUUACACGGAAGUCGAGAAGUUCUUGCGCCGAUUCUAUGGGGAAGAGGUGAAGCCCGAAGAUGAACAAAAGGAGCAGAAGGAGACAAAGAAGGAGGAGGAGCCCACCACCACCAAGAAGGAGGAGAAAGAGACUAAGAAAUAG
Molecule: messenger RNA, 612 nt
Organism: Penicillium riverlandense
Lineage: Eukaryota; Fungi; Ascomycota; Eurotiomycetes; Eurotiales; Aspergillaceae
Product: Hpt domain-containing protein
Exons: 2
Coding region: 1-612 (203 amino acids)
Biological process (GO): phosphorelay signal transduction system; phosphorylation
Cellular component (GO): nucleus; cytoplasm
Molecular function (GO): histidine phosphotransfer kinase activity; protein histidine kinase binding
Source: RefSeq, a predicted model, not a curated record